Morus notabilis is the source of this 1382-nucleotide messenger RNA. RefSeq names its product subtilisin-like protease SBT4.15. The record is from RefSeq and is a predicted model, not a curated record. Gene Ontology annotation, molecular function: serine-type endopeptidase activity. Lineage: Eukaryota; Viridiplantae; Streptophyta; Magnoliopsida; Rosales; Moraceae. The coding region runs from base 1 to 1329 and encodes 442 amino acids. Gene Ontology annotation, biological process: proteolysis. The transcript has 7 exons.
AUGAGGACGUUACUAAUUAAUGUACUAGUUUUUACCUUCAAUAUUUGCUUCCUAGCUACGUUAGUUCAUGGAUCAAAUAACCAUGAAAGAAAGUCCUAUAUUGUGUACAUGGGAGAACUUCAGGCCGGAGCUCAGAUCACUUCACUAAUUCAAAGCCACAAUAACCUGCUUUCAUCAGCAAUUGGAGAUCAGAAAUUAGCUAGAGAAUCCAAAAUUCAUAGUUAUGGAAAGAGCUUCAAUGGAUUUGCAGCUAAGUUGUUGCCAGACGAAGUGAAAAGACUAUCCGAUGAACAUGGUGUUAUAUCUGUGUUUCCAAGCACAAGGCGCCAACUUCACACGACAAGAUCAUGGGAUUUCCUAGGGUUGUCCGAAACGACAAAGAAAAGGAACCUAAGUACAGAAAGCAACAUUAUAGUGGGUGUGUUGGAUUCAGGAAUUUGGAUGGAUUGUCCUAGUUUUAGUGAUGAAGGUUAUGGGCCUGCCCCAGCUAAAUGGAGAGGCCAAUGUGUCAAAGGUGCCAACUUCACCGGUUGCAAUAAGUAUUUUUCUAUGGUCUAUCAGCCUGAUAUUGCUGCCCCAGGAAUAGACAUCUUAGCUGCUUACUCAAAGCAGACGACCAUAACUGGUUAUCCAAUGGAUAAACGAAGAGCUGUCUUCAACAUAAUAUCAGGAACAUCCAUGGCGUGCCCACAUGUAGCCGCGGCCGCAGCCUACGUCAAGUCCUUCCACCCCGACUGGUCUCCUGCUGCUAUCAAGUCUGCCCUCAUGACCACAGCCAUACCGAUGAAGAUCAAGGACGAGACGGCUGAGCUAGGCUCCGGAGCAGGACAAAUAGACCCAACAAAGGCACUUAAUCCUGGCCUCGUCUAUGAUUUGUCCUUGAGCUCCUAUAUCCGCUUCUUGUGCAAAGAAGGCUACAACAGCACCAACAUUUCCCUCCUCGUCGGGGGAAAGAAGAGAUACAGGUGCUCCGACUUUAAACCAGCGCAAGGCGCAGAUGGCCUCAACUACCCCACCAUGCAUCUCCAGCUCAAAAAUCCCAACUCAACCAUCUCGGCAGUCUUCCACCGGACAGUGACUCAUGUCGGAUACCAGAGUUCGGUGUACAAGGCGAAUGUGGUCUCACCAGAGGGUCUUUCCGUAAAAGUUUAUCCGAGCUCUUUGCAGUUCAGUCACCAGCAGCAGAAGCACUCUUUCAAGGUUACAGUGAAGGGCGGAUCAAUGGCGAACGAGACGAGCAUCCUAUCUGCUUUACUUAAGUGGAAAGAUUCUCAUGAUCAUAGUGUUAAGAGCUAUAUACUUGUGUAUAAGGGUGGACUUAUGUUCUAAUCUGAUCUCUGCUUGUCUGUAGGAAUGAUUUUAAACAGUGUUAAAGAACCAUA